Anopheles maculipalpis is the source of this 529-nucleotide messenger RNA. It is a transcript of the gene RpS16, whose product is annotated as 40S ribosomal protein S16. Gene Ontology annotation, molecular function: structural constituent of ribosome; RNA binding. The transcript has 3 exons. Gene Ontology annotation, cellular component: ribosome; cytosolic small ribosomal subunit. Lineage: Eukaryota; Metazoa; Arthropoda; Insecta; Diptera; Culicidae. The record is from RefSeq and is a predicted model, not a curated record. Bases 77 to 523 code for a protein of 148 amino acids. Gene Ontology annotation, biological process: translation; maturation of SSU-rRNA from tricistronic rRNA transcript (SSU-rRNA, 5.8S rRNA, LSU-rRNA).
CGACUGUCAUGUACAGUUCAAUGCUGGCGGAACCACUUCCUUUCCUUUUCUAGUUUUGUUGUGCUACGAAUCAAACAUGCCUAAAGCACGCAAGGAGAAAGUUAGCGCAGUCCAGGUUUUCGGACGCAAGAAAACUGCCACCGCCAUUGCGUACUGCAAGCGCGGAAAGGGAUUGCUGCGUGUGAAUGGCCGUCCGCUCGAUCAGAUUGAGCCGAAAAUCCUUCGCUACAAGCUGCAGGAACCGCUGCUGCUGCUCGGCAAGGAAAAGUUCGCCGGUGUUGAUAUCCGCAUUCGCGUGAGCGGUGGUGGACAUGUCGCCCAGAUCUACGCGAUCCGUCAGGCCAUCUCGAAGGCGCUGGUUUCGUUCUACCAGAAGUACGUCGAUGAGGCGUCGCGUAAGGAACUGAAGGACAUCCUGACGCAGUACGACCGAACGCUGCUCGUUGCGGAUCCGCGUCGCUGCGAACCGAAGAAGUUCGGUGGUCCAGGUGCCCGUGCCCGCUACCAGAAGUCGUACCGUUAAGGAAUU